Molecule: messenger RNA, 3527 nt
Organism: Mycena citricolor
Lineage: Eukaryota; Fungi; Basidiomycota; Agaricomycetes; Agaricales; Mycenaceae
Source: the annotation of a GenBank genome assembly
CGCAUUUCUGCACCCAUUCUCGCUUCAAUCGAAAGUCAACGACGACUCGGAGGCGAUUGUCUUUAUCUAUCGUCACUUUUUGUUAUGUAUGCGUCACCCGAGUUACUCUCCACGUGAUGAUCUGAAUGCACAUUUAGGUUUGGUGGCACAAAUUGCUGUGAACCAGAGAUAUUUUAUGUUCUCAACAGACCCCUUCGACCAGCAGUGCAAUGACCGAAACCCGAUUGAUUGAAGGAACCUCGGCAUCUGCGAUUGGAUCAGAUGUGUUAUUGAUUAGAUUAUGUUAUCGUACAGUAAUCACCACAUCAACAACUUUUCUCUACGCCCAAAAUGUCGGUAUACCCGUACAGCCAGCUUCUCUUCGCUGCAUCCACAGCAGUAGCUAUAACCGGCCCAGUCAUCCAGGUUUUCAACGCGAGGUAGGUAUAGUCGCCUCCUCCCUUAAAAGCGGACAAGGAUCUGACUCGGAGCUAAGCACAGGCAGUCUUGUCGCGAGCACAUCCGAGUCCUCGAAGAGCUCCCAAGGAGGCGAGGACAUCGUGGGUGGUUCUGAUGCCGGACCCAUCCGGAUGGCUGCGAUAAACGACGGCGCGACACAUCUCGCGACGGCUGCAGACGACAAGAAUCUCAGAGUAUGGAAGAUUGGCGCAUCGGGACUGGAGCUGCUCAGUGCACGCGAGCUGCCUAAAAGGCCGACGGCCUUGAAGUUCACGCGGGAUGGACAAACUAUACUGGCGUCUGACAAAUUCGGCGAUGUCUUUAGGUUGGUCGCUUUCGCGUCUUACCGCCGAUACAUCAUUGACUUCCGGGAUUUCAGCUACACCUUGGAACCUGUGUUGAUCCCCGAGCCGUUACCAGAAGAAAGACAGAAGUCGCGUGCAAUGUUGUCCCAUGACAAUCCGUCUGGAGGCACUCUCGUCCUGGGGCACGCAUCUUUCUUGACCUCAUUCACCCUUACCGCCGACGAGAGAUUCAUUGUAACUGCCGACCGAGAUGAGCACGUUCGCGUCAGCUGGUAUCCGGAGGGACACGUCGUCGAGCGAUAUUGUCUCGGGCACACCAAAUUUGUCUCCGCGGUGCACAUUCCUAUCUUCGCAUCGUCAGAACUCGUAUCAGGGGGUGGAGACUCAAGUUUGAGAGUGUGGGAUUGGAUGAGUGGCAAGCUUUUACGUGAGAUCCCCAUUCUCGACACAAUUGAGCCCUUCAUUCGAGUCUUUCCCGGCAAGAAAUCAAAGAGUCCGGAAGACGAUGAUGGAGAGGGCAACGCAGAUGGAAAGAAGAAAAAGAAGAAAGGACGGAAAGCGAAGGUCAAGGACCGGGCAGCGGCCAGAGAAAUCGCGAUCCUCGUCGACGAACAACCAGAAGACGAUUUGGAAGAGGAGGAAAAAGCUGAUGGGGCACUGGAUGAAUCCUCGAACGAAAAAGUCAAGGUUCUCGUUGUGCAGAGAAUCGAAUCUCUGCGGACUCCAGAGGGAGGAAACUAUCUAGUUUUCAGUGCUGUAGGUGCCACAGCCUUGUUCUUACACACUGGAGACUCAGUUCAACCCUUCGACUUUGGGCUGCCGGUGACCGAUUUCAACCUGGCCUCUGACGGCUCGAUUUGGGUGUGCUUGGACGUCUCAUGGUCAGAAGCUGGAUCGACGACUUCUGAUGCGCUGGUUCGCGCUGUGCGCGUCGUUGAUGGACGGCUGGUAGAAGUAGCUAUGACCGAUUCACAUCCUCUUCUUGUCGGUCUGAAUUCCGAAAUUUCCAGAAUUGGAGCUACACCAGCUGAGAUUGCAUCUCUGGAGCUUUACCUACCUCUGAUCGCGAUGCCGAAAAACACAGAAGAUUCGUCCGACCCGAUGGAUCGCACGCAGUUUGAGAGCAGUGCAAGCAAGAAGGAGCAGGCUCGCCUGAAAACUAAACAAGCAGUAGAACGAGCAGCCCAGAAUCAGGGCGAGGAAAAGGAGGAGCCAGAGACCAAACGAGCACGAUCACAGCAGGAUGAAGAUGUUGCCAUUCCGCCACAACACCCAAGCAAUGCAAAGCGGAUGGUAGCUGGCUUAUCUCUGAAUUCGGACUCGUACGAAAUGCAUUCGACAGCAAACCUUGGGACAGAGCGACAAGGUCUGCUGGAAGCUUCUGAGGAUGUGGACGUCGACCAGCCAGUCAUACCCUCGGCCGAAGGCUCCAGCAGGAUGAUGCUCCGACUCGGCCUCUCCUUCUUUCUCUUUGGUCUCAUCAACAAUGUUCUCUACGUCAUCAUUCUCUCGGCCGCGCUGGACCUCGUUCCGCCGUCGACGCCCAAAGGCAUCAUCGCGUUCUGCAAUAUCGCACCGGCGCUUGCUGCCAAGGUCGGAUGGCCGUAUGUACUGAAAGGGAAGAUAAGGUACACGACGCGGUUGGUCGGAUGCUGUGCCCUCAGUGCUGCCGGCAUGUUGGUUGUCGCCUUCUUUGAUAGCCUAUUCAUGCGUUUGCUCGGGAUCAGCCUGGCGUCAUUCUCGUCCGGCCUUGGUGAAUUGACUUUCUUACAACUCUCGACGACCUAUUCGCCUGCCUCUGUUGCUGGGCACAGCGUCGGAUACUUCGCCUCGGGCACUGGCGCAGCCGGCCUUGUCGGUGCUUUCCUUUGGUGGGAAGUACGAGGGCUUGGUGUGCGUGUUGGUGUCGGUAUGUCAUCGUUCAUGCCCUUGAUCAUUCCCGUGGCCUACUUCUUCCUGCUGCCAAAACCAGCGUCGUUCUCUGUUCCAUCGGCAUCUUAUUCUCCACUUGCUACAGACGAGAACGGCGAACAGCGAGAAGAGGAUGCCGUCAAACGACCUGUGGCUUUAUCUGCAGCUGAUAAAUGGCAACUGGUGCGACCCAUGCUAGUCAAGUACAUGCUUCCGCUAUGUGAGUGGUCACCGGAGAUAAACAGGCUUGUGCUCAUCCGUUCCCAAGUCUUUGUCUAUCUUUUUGAAUACACUAUUAAUCAAGGAAUCGCUCCUACCCUGCUCUAUCCAGUUCCCGAUCCAGAAACCCACUAUCUCCUGAGCAAGCUCAUCAAAUCCGUUCGCGACUAUUAUCCUCUGUGGCAGCUCGUGUAUCAAACGACUGUGUUUCUGUCGCGUUCCUCGAUCUCGAUUGGUAUUCCACCACUCCCUCCUCGAUACUUGUCGCUUCCUGCCAUCCUUCAAGCCUGCAUCUUCGCUGUUCUCGCUUGUGAAUCUGGUGUAGGGCUGUUCUCCGCAGACGUGGAUGAGUCUUGGAGUAUCACUCUCGUGUUCCUGCUUGUCAGCCUGGAAGGGAUUUGUGGUGGCUCUGCCUACGUCAAUGUGUUCUACCGAAUCAAUCAGGAAGACAGCUCUGGCGACGAGACGGAGUCCGAUCCUGAGCGCACUCGACAGGAGCGAGAAUUCAAGAUCGGGUCUGUCGGCUUCGCUGACUCCAGCGGUAUCUUGGCUGCGUCGCUGUUUGCCGUUCCGAUGGAAGUUGGAUUGUGUCGUGCCCAAGUGCAGCGAGGGAAGUUGCUGUCUUCUUGCGAUAAGGUGAGCAAUCGCCAGUGA